Pleuronectes platessa (European plaice) is the source of this 2909-nucleotide messenger RNA. RefSeq names its product shugoshin 2 (gene sgo2). The transcript is spliced from 9 exons. The record is from RefSeq and is a predicted model, not a curated record. Bases 183 to 2909 code for a protein of 908 amino acids. Gene Ontology annotation, cellular component: nucleus; chromosome, centromeric region. Gene Ontology annotation, biological process: meiotic chromosome segregation. Lineage: Eukaryota; Metazoa; Chordata; Actinopteri; Pleuronectiformes; Pleuronectidae.
UUUUCAGUUCGGGUUCAAACCUGGUGACGCGGAUGCUCAGUGAAGUGAUGUCGGACUGUUAGAAUCGAACCCGCGCUGUUUUCAUCACAGAGUCACAGACCACAGACCGGGUUCUCCACCGUGUGUCGGUUGGUGUCGGUUCUUCAUCUCUUCAUCCAGGCGACUCUUCAUGUUCAUCGAUCAUGUUCACUGCAAUGACGCCUCUGAAAGCGUCCAAGCAGACUUCAGCUGCAGCGUCAAAGAUCAAGAACAAGAUCCUCAACACGUCCUCCUUCUUCAAGGUUUCUCUGAAGACCAACAACAAGGCCUUGGCUCUGGCGCUGGAGGCCCAGAAGGAGCGGAGCCGGCAGCUGGAGAUGGAGAUCGUGUAUCUGCAGAAACAAGUGGAGGCGCUGUGCUUCGAGUUGGCCACCAGGAAAUACAAGGACAGGAAACUGCUGCUCAUCUUGAAAAACCUCCACACAAACACUCUGGAACACUUCGACAUGGUGUCCGACCUGUUCUCCGACAGUGACCUUCCCCGACUAUCUCAGGAUAACAAGAACGGAUUAAAUAACAUCAACGAGGAAAAUCCUGCAGUGGAAAAUCUCACAGAUCCGUCUCCUCCUCGCCCGGAGAUGGAGAAGGAUCUGUCGCGUCCCAGUGAAAACGUUAAAAACAUAGAGGAAAAUCUCCACUGCAAACCCAGACAGUCCACAGAAGCUAACAAAGAAGCGGAGAAGAGGAGAGUGACUCAGCGAAUUCAGGCCGUGGUGGCCGGAGCCUCCCGGCCGUCCGGCAGCCUGCGCCUCGAAGUGGAGCGGCUGUCGAUGAUGUUCUCUCAGUCGGGCUUUGACCUGAAGUCACUCCCCGGUCCUCAGAGCCAUCCAACCUCCAUCUCACGCCCCAGCACAUGUGCCGGAUCCAAACCAGCCUCCACUGACACGGCAGCUGAACCAGAACUGAACCAGAGUAACAAACAAGAGAAAACUGUGCUCCUGAACGCGACCAUGGAGCUGACGCAGAGCGACGACCCGGAGAUAGUCGUUGUGGAGACCAAGGCCAAGAAAAACCACGGCAGCUCCGGCAAAAUGAAACGCAAGAAGAAUAAAGAAGAGGCAUCCGGGUCGAGUGCGGCUGAAAACACUGGAGAGAAGAACUCUGCAGACUCUGGGACGAGUGAGGUUCAGACUGUUUCCACUGAGCUACAGACGGACGACCACAGACAAGAGGAACUCAGAGGUCAGUGUGAGUCGCCCAAAAAAAAAAACACCUCUCGCAUUCCCAAACUGAGCAAACCUGAAGCUGGCAGCGGUCGGAAAAAGUCCAAAUUAAAACCCUCGAUAAACACAAAGUCCUGUGACACUGACUCUUCGGAUCUUGACGAUUAUUUCAGAGAUUCCGACAAUAAAGUGAGAAACAGUGUAAAAAUACACGAAGAGAAAGAUGAAGCCGAAAACACAGCGUCCAAAAUCACAUGCAGGAGGUCGAGGACCAGAGGCAGGAGGGUGUCUUCAAUCCUCAAGAAGUCCUCCUUCACUUUGCCUUCACCGUCUCACACAGGUCAGAGCGGUUCCUCUGAACGGGAGCAGCUUCAUAAAGAAGUGGAAGACGUUCAGAGGUAUGAAGAGAUUUGUGAAGAGGAGAUCAUUCCUCCUGAGUCGGACACAAGCGUCGACAAACCUCAGAGCAAAAUCAAAACCACCACAAACUCUGCACGACGUCACAAAUCAAAAUGCAGAGGCACGUUUGUCGUCUCGUUGUUGUCACCAGACGCCGCUGAGCACGAUGUCCCGCCUCCGACAGGAAGCUUCACUCGCGAGGAGGAGGAACCGUCCACCGCCACAGACGCUCGGGAACAGUCAGAAUCAAAUCCCCUCCGGCACGGCGGCGAGGCCUCUGUCCAGGAGACACCAGGCUCCUGUAAGCGUCCAUGGUUGUCCACUCAGGAGCCUGAGAGCCGUGGAGAGGACGUCAGCAGCGACACAAACCAGGAUGCACUGCUCCUGCACCAGGAGGCUGCUCCAGACACCGCGUCUCAGAAACCUAAAAAAGCCAGGAGAGAAGAGGGGGGGCGAUCCGGCAAGAAGAAAACCCCACACAGGAAGGAGGGCGACGACCUUUUGAAUGACAAGAGGAAGAAGAAGAAGAAAAGCACCAGCAGCAACAAAGGAUUCCGAUCUGAGGACGAGGCGAUGGGUUUCCUCCAGGACGUCACCGAGGACCCGGAGAGAGACAAAGAGCGAUCAGAGCAGGAGGCCGACUCGCGUUGGAACAUCAGCGAAGACGUGGACAUCUUUGAUAACUUCUUUGGUUCAAAACCCACCGAGUCAAAGUCCAGAGCGGAUUCCAAAACAAAAGAGCGCAGAGCGAAACCCCGGCUGCAGGCGCUCACAGAGAACACAGAUCCAAGGGAGACGUUUGUCGUCUACAGGCGCAAAACUAGAGACAUCACGACCGAGUCUGACGGGUCGGACGCCAACGGUCACACGCUGGACGCCAGGGAGGAGGCGGCUCGUCAGACUCUGGGAGACCUGCUGAUGGACGAGGUGCCGCCGUGGCUGAACAUGAACAUCAGCACCGCAAACACCGAGGGGGGGUCGUUCCUGGACAGUCCGAAGAGGGAGACGUCAGGAGGCAGGGCGGCGGCGGCUGUCAUGACCGAAGCUUCUCCAGCAGGAAGACUCCUAACAUCACUGACUAACACCAUCAUGACCCCAGACAGCGCAAACAGCGGCCGGACCAGGAGACGUCCCGGUGUGGUCAGCUACAAGGAGCCGUCCCUCAACAGCAAAAUACGACGUGGAGAUAAAUUCACCGACACCAAGUUCCUGAGCUCCCCGGUGUUCAGGGAUGGAAAGAAGAAGAAGAAGCAGAAGAAGAAGACCACAGCGAAGCCGAGGCUAGAAGCAUCCGUCCUGGACGACUGA